UAGCAGAACUAUGGGGAGUCAGCUAGAUUUUAUCUAAACAUCUGAGAAGAAAGAAAAAAAAAAAAAACGAAGCUGACAAAGCAACAUCCAUGUCCCCACAAAUCAAAGGCUUAACUAGUAUAUAUAUAGCCCUUCCACCCCAAACACCAAAAUCACCAAUUGCACUAAGAAAUUAUUAAUUCAGCUACUACUAAGUACAAACAUUUGCGGGCUCUCUUUAUUUUGCAAGGAGUAAAAUACAGUUAAUCAAUAUAAAAAAAAAAAUGAGCUGGUCUGGAGGAGAUUGGAUGUGUGCAGCAUGCCAACACCAGAACUUUAAAAAGAGAGAAGCAUGCCAACGCUGCGGGUACCCCAAGUACGGUGGCCCUGAUGUAUCGACUUACUUAUACAACCGGACCGAAGUUAUGGCCGGUGACUGGUAUUGCACUGCCAUCAGCUGUGGAGCUCACAACUACGCUAGCAGAACAAACUGUUAUCGAUGCGGUACCGUGAAAAACGAUUAUGGUGGUUAUAGUAUGAUGGGUUCUGAGACCAGUGUUCCCCCUGGUUGGAAAACUGGCGAUUGGAUGUGCACUAGAUAUGGGUGUGGAGUUCACAACUAUGCUAGCAGGCUGGAGUGCUUCAAGUGCAAGACACCAAGGGAUUUUGGGGAUGCCUAGGAGGAAUUUAUGAAAAGAACAUUGCCUGCAGUUUUUGUUCAACUUGGAGUGGAAUAACGUUUAGGGUGAGCAAAGGGUGAAGGUUUUUUUUUCCAAGCAUAGCCAUGUAACUCAACAUUAAUCACUCAGAAGAAGCUUCGAAAUAUCUUCCAUUAACUCUUUUUUUCUUCUUCUUCUUCUUUUUGUUCAUGAAAAUUUGAAUGGAAAUACUUUGUUUCAAGUGCA
Gossypium raimondii (Peruvian cotton) is the source of this 884-nucleotide messenger RNA. Its product is annotated as RNA-binding protein involved in heterochromatin assembly dri1. Bases 264 to 659 code for a protein of 131 amino acids. Gene Ontology annotation, molecular function: mRNA binding. Gene Ontology annotation, cellular component: cytoplasm. NCBI's taxonomy places the organism in Eukaryota, Viridiplantae, Streptophyta, Magnoliopsida, Malvales, Malvaceae. The record is from RefSeq and is a predicted model, not a curated record. The transcript is spliced from 4 exons.